Cucumis melo (muskmelon) is the source of this 1463-nucleotide messenger RNA. Its product is annotated as RPM1-interacting protein 4-like. The transcript has 5 exons. NCBI's taxonomy places the organism in Eukaryota, Viridiplantae, Streptophyta, Magnoliopsida, Cucurbitales, Cucurbitaceae. The coding region runs from base 331 to 1224 and encodes 297 amino acids. The record is from RefSeq and is a predicted model, not a curated record.
UCAUCCAGUUGACAAGUUCGUCGUCUUCAUCCGUCAUCCUACUGACCUCAUCUUUUCCAAUUUUCCAAUUUUCUUUUUUUCUUUCUCCAAAGAUUCAGUUAAACAGUGAAAAAGGGUUCAAUAAUUUGAUAGUGAAGAGAAAAAAAAAUAUGUUCUUUCUCCACAAAUCAUAUCAUUUCAAUCCUCAAAAUGGGAACGAAGGUUUGCAGAUCUGUUUUUCAACUCUAUCCGAUUUCCAAAAGUGUCGAUGGAACUUGGAACAAGUUAAAAUAGGUUACUCCUUUUCGUUUCAAAGUACUGUUUGAGGAUUUAGGCCUUGUCUGAAGGCUAAUGGCUCGGAGUUCACAAGUACCAAAAUUUGGUAAGUGGGAUGAUGGGGAUGAUGUCCCGUAUACAACCUAUUUUGACAAUGCGACAAAGGCUAAAUUCGAGAGGAUGAAUCCAAAUGAUCCUCUUCCUCACCGUGAGGAGAUUUCAGAAACAGUGAGGUCAAACUAUGAGAAUCAAAAAAUCAAAGAGGGUGGUGUUGUGAGGAGGCAACCUGAAUCUCCAUUACACCAUGAUGCUCCGGAAAUGUCUGGUCGGGAUUAUAAUGGUAUAAAGUCUGCAAAGAGACGGGGUCAACAAUUAUCAGGGCCAAAGCACACACAAGAAGAUUUGAGCAUGGAAGAUGGCAACAUGAAGAAACAACUUGGUUCCCCUUUGGACCAUCGAUCAAUCGGUCAGGUUAGCUUUAACUCGCCUCUUCAUCAACGUCAAGGUAACAACAGCUCAACCAGUAAUUCAUCGAAAGGGACUAUGAGAAAUGGCACGGUUUCUGAAUGCAGCAUAGAAAAUUCUCCUCUCCAUUCGCGACAGCAUCCAAGGACUGAACCAAAAACUGCUGUACCAUCUUCACCAUUACGGGAUAGAAGGGGCUCAAGUUCGCCUAGAGAAAGUAGUCAUGAAGGUUUAGCUCCCUUGACUCUGGGAAGAUCACGUCUACGAUCUGUUCCUCGGGGCAAUGAAACCCCUGAUCGUGGUGCCACAGUCCCAAGAUUUGGUGACUGGGAUGAAAGCGAUCCAUCAUCAUCUGAGAACUACACUAAUAUUUUCACCAGAGUGCGCGAGGAGCGACAAACUGAAGACGGAAGUUUGCCAGCUGGGACCAAUGUUUCCAGUAUUCGUAGUCGUUCUGGUGCUGAAAACUCAAAGAGAUGUUGCUGUUUUCCAUGGGGAAAAUGACUGCAAGAAAGCAUAGAAUAUGUUUUUAGCUUUUUCUAGAUGGAAUGGUAAUGGUGGGAAUUUGUUGUUUUUAAUGGAAAUGUUGGGUUUGGGCAAAGGCAUUUUUGGGCAACAUAUUAGUGGUAAGGCUUUUGUUUUUUUUUGGCAUAUUAUGGUGUUUCUCACGUUGUCUUUUUGAAUUUAAUACAUUCAAAAUAUUUAUUACUUCUAAUGCAUAUAUCAUUUCAAAUAUUAUUCAA